AUGGCUCAACCGAUCAUGGAAAUAGUAAAGUCUGCUUUUGUCCCGGUUGAAAAGCCACCUCCAUGCUUUAAUCAUUUUCAGCCCUUGUGCAACGUUGUAGGCAUUGGGAUUGCAAUUGAUGAAGCAAAGGUGAAUAAAAAUGCUGCAACAUCUUUUGAAUCCUCUGAGAAGAUAUACGACCAAAAGUUUUUAGUCAUAUUAACGUUGAAUGGGUUGGACCUGUUCAAUCUUAUUGUUAUUCUUCAUUUUGUCACUGAAUUAAAAGAUUUCCAAGGUCACACAGUAUGCCUAUACCUAACUUCUUCUCCCGGAAACCUCGUAGAGGUGCAAGCCUUAUUCAUGUUAAAAAAUAUAUUUUUGAUAGAUUAUCAGUAUGUCAAACAAUGA
This is a messenger RNA of Funneliformis geosporum, 387 nucleotides long. The record is from the annotation of a GenBank genome assembly. Lineage: Eukaryota; Fungi; Glomeromycota; Glomeromycetes; Glomerales; Glomeraceae.